Fimicolochytrium jonesii is the source of this 1870-nucleotide messenger RNA. RefSeq lists its product as uncharacterized. The transcript is spliced from 4 exons. The record is from RefSeq and is a predicted model, not a curated record. Bases 181 to 1614 code for a protein of 477 amino acids. Lineage: Eukaryota; Fungi; Chytridiomycota; Chytridiomycetes; Spizellomycetales; Powellomycetaceae.
GAUAUAUUACAAUCUAUCUGCAGAACCGAGUCAGUAGAGACAGAGGCCUCAGGAGUUUUGCGUAUAUCGUGUUCCGAAGCUUCGAUCUUUGCCAGGGAUCUUACACUGGCGCGCGGAACUGCUAAGAACCCAAGAUCGACUCCUCCCUCGACAGAGGAUGCAAAAGCGCACUCGACAGUGAUGGAUGGGACACAGAGUUCGAACAGGGUAGUGAGGGUUUCCUCUGCAGAAUCGACAGCCCGUUCUGACGCGGAUGCCAAGAUAAGCCGUGUGAAACCCCUGUCUUGGGGAACCGUGAGGGCCGAACUGAACGAACGAGAGGGGUCCGGAAGGUCUCAGACUGCAAGCCAUGCGUCUUCGAAUGGCCAAAAGGUCGGGAGACGCGGUGAAUCCAAUGACCCAUUAUCGGCCUCAAAUGGGGGAAGUAACCACCGGCCGGCUAAGCGACCUCGAACAGCGGAGACUGCAGCGGCACAACCUUCCAUUCGAGACCACUUCCAGGCGACCUCGAAAGACCGUAUACAACUUGCUGAGGCACCAUCAGAAACCACCAACGCCACCUUGAAGGAAAUUUCGAUCCCUCGAUAUUUCUACUUGGACAGGAGUACUACGAGUGCUAAGUUUUUGAGGGAUACCCGACGGCGAACGAGAUACGAAACAGAGAUUGCAUGGCGGGACCAGCAUCAUAUCUUGACACUCUGCACGGAUAUGUCCUCAGAAGAGCAAAUACACGUUUACAACAUGCAACACCAAUAUCCACGGGCCUCCAUUCCAUUAUUACAGUCGCAUUUAGUUUUGUGCAUUCGAGCGGGAAACGCUCAACUAGCGAGGCGAACGGCGUAUGAGUUCAUGAAUGUGGAUGCGGCGGCAUUCUUCCAGUCCCUCUCAGCUAUUAUUUUGGCAGAGGCUGUGCCAAAUUCUCAAUAUCCUGUCAUUGUAUGGCUUCUUUGCGCAACAAAGAAAGGGUUCCGCGUACCAUAUAAGAUGCAGGAAUGGGUGAUAGGGCUUGUCGGCGCCCUUGCGAACGCCUACUUUCGUGACGAUACACAAACCGCAUCACCACCAUCGCAAAGCGUCACAUUGGUGUCCACGGCUAUUGCACGACUACCGAACAGCAAACGCGAUUUGAUAUACUCCUUACAACUCUGUCGGCAGUUCCAACCGCUUUCCGCUCACCGAGACAUGAUAGACAUCUUGACCGAACGCUGGCUCCAUCGCAUGCACACGGAUCCGCUGGACAGCGCCUACUCUCGGGCACAGUAUGCCGUAUCCAACAUGGCGCUCGACAAUCUUCAUCUCGGUGUCGAGACCUGGGACGUCACGGCUGUUUUGCCCCACUGCUCCUCGAUUGUGGAUCUGUUACGGCUUCAUCUGACUGCGAAGGAUCAAGCGAGGUGGAAGGAUGAUCAGGUGCUCAAGGAAGCCAUCAUUGCUGGGUGUGCAGUGAACAAGAGGCCACCCAUUAGUUCGUUACGGGCAGGCGCCCCUAAGAAGGAAGUCAAACUGUCAGAGGAAGCCGAAGCAGUUAGAAAUAAGUAUAGGAAGGAGAUAGCCCGAUUGCAAGCCCGCAUUUUGAAGGAGCUCUUGAAGAAACCGGAACCCGAAUUGGCUUAGCAAUGGAAUGGCCUCCCUUCGUACAGUAGUCUGAUGCACGAUCUGGUACAAUAGUAGCCAUAUGCAUUAUAUAGUCACAAACUGUCGGGUCGCCGCUGACGAAGGAGACGGAGGAGGCCGGCCAGAAGCGACGUUUGAUUUUCGAUUACAUACGCAAUGGCUUCCCAUGUUGCGAGUUUUGCGUUGACUUCCUCUCAAACGACCUGUUAAAUCUUGAAAAAGCAGACAAGGUGUCUAAAGGAAGUCUAUAGAUAGA